ACUUGUACCAUAGCACACUCUCUAGUUAACCCAUUCUCAAGAUUACUACUAAAAACUUGUUUAUAAAUUUGAAGCAUCAUAAGCACAAAAAAUCACAAACAAAAAAUGAUGUCUCUAAGCUCAUAUUUGACAAUUGCACUAAUAGCAAUUUUAUUUUCAUUUGCAUCUUCAAGAAUUGAAACUAGUACAAGUGAAGAUAAUUUUCUUCAAUGUCUCUAUAGUUAUUCACAUAACUCCACUUCAUUCUCUAAACUUGUAUACACAAAAACCAAUUCCAAUUACUCAUCAAUACUCCAAUUUUCAAUUCAUAAUCUCAGAUUUGCAACCAACAAAGCAUCAAAACCCCUUGUAAUCAUCACACCUAAAGAAAUUUCCCAUAUUCAAGCAACCAUAAUCUGUUCCCAAAACCAUGGCCUGCAGAUUCGAGUCCGAAGCGGUGGACAUGACUAUGAGGGUUUGUCCUAUGUUUCUGAGGUUCCAUUUGUUGUCAUUGAUCUCAUAGACUUCAAAGCAAUUGAAAUAAAUGUAGAAAGUAGAACUGCUUGGGUUCAAACUGGUGCAUCAAUUGGUGAACUGUACUAUGCAAUUAGUCGAAAGAGCCGAAAUCUUGCUUUUACGGCUGGUAUUUGUCCUACAGUAGGUGUUGGUGGACUCUUCAGUGGUGGUGGUCAUGGACUCAUGUUGCGGAAAUAUGGUCUUGCAGCCGAUAACAUCAUCGAUGCUUACAUAAUUGAUGUGAAGGGUAGGUUUCUUGACAGACAAGCAAUGGGUGAGGAUUUGUUUUGGGCUAUUAGAGGUGGUGGAGGAGCAAGUUUUGGAGUCAUAGUUUCAUGGAAGAUAAAACUUGUUCAAGUUCCAUCAAUUGUGACAGUGUUUACUGUUCCAAGAACAUUGGAACAAAAUGCAACAAAACUUAUUCAUAAGUGGCAAUAUGUUGCAAGUAAACUUGAUGAAAGUAUAACAAUUCAUAUUAUCAUAAAAAGGGUAAAUUCAACUUCAAGUAAAAAAGGUGAGUCGAAUUCAACGGUACAAGCUUUAUUUCAAGCCUUGUUUCUUGGAGGUGUAGAUAAACUCAUACCCUUGGUGCAAGAGAAGUUUCCUGAGCUUGGUUUGGUUAGAGAUGAUUGUUCUGAGUUGAGUUGGAUUGAAUCGGUUCUUUACAUUUUCGGAUUGAAUGGUGUAAAACAUGAAGUGUUGUUGAAUAGAGUAAUAGGUGAAAAGGAUAUUUUCAAAGCAAAAUCAGAUUAUGUGAAAACUCCCAUUUCUGAAAUUGGUUUAGAAGGAAUAUGGCCUAUGUUUUAUGAAGAUGGUGCCAAAGAUUCAAUGAUGGUACUUUUGCCUUAUGGUGGCAAAAUGGAUAAUAUUUCAAAAUCUGAAACUCCAUUUCCACAUAGAUAUGGAAACUUAUACAUAAUUCAAUAUGAAGUUCAUUGGUAUCAAGAAGGUGAUGAAGCUGAAAAGUUGCACAUAAAUUGGAUGAGAAAACUUUAUAGUUAUAUGGAACCUUUUGUUUCAAAGUCACCAAGAAGUGCUUAUUUGAAUUAUAGAGAUCUUGAUAUUGGGGUCAAUAAUAAGAUAGGUUACACAAGUUAUAAGCAAGCUAGUAUUUGGGGUGUUAAGUACUUCGAAAACAACUUUAAAAGAUUGGCAAAAGUGAAGACCAAAGUUGAUCCUUUAAAUUUUUUCAGAAAUGAACAAAGUAUACCUUCUCUUGUGUCCGAGGGACACAAAUAGAAUUUCUUAGAACAACUAAGGUGGUACUAAUAAUAAAAUAUAAGUUGCUUUGUUAUUUCUCUUUUAUAUGUGUGCUUCCUUUAAUUGAUAAAAGUUUAAGAGAGUUUUGUUUAGGGGCUCACUAUGAAAAGUCCCAAGAUUGAAAUAGUGAUUUUAAGGAUACACUUACAUGUUAUACACAAUAAAGAUUUUCAGUGAAAUUUAUGUCUUAUUCUAAUGAGUUUAAUCUUUAUCAAUUAGACCAAGCUUAGUUGUGUUUUUGU
Messenger RNA from Trifolium pratense (red clover), 1997 nucleotides. Its product is annotated as tetrahydrocannabinolic acid synthase-like. Gene Ontology annotation, molecular function: FAD binding; oxidoreductase activity. The transcript has a single exon. Lineage: Eukaryota; Viridiplantae; Streptophyta; Magnoliopsida; Fabales; Fabaceae. The coding region runs from base 106 to 1734 and encodes 542 amino acids. The record is from RefSeq and is a predicted model, not a curated record.